Phytophthora infestans T30-4 is the source of this 4686-nucleotide messenger RNA. RefSeq lists its product as uncharacterized. Gene Ontology annotation, cellular component: TORC2 complex. Lineage: Eukaryota; Oomycota; Peronosporomycetes; Peronosporales; Peronosporaceae. Bases 1 to 4686 code for a protein of 1561 amino acids. The record is from RefSeq and is a predicted model, not a curated record. The transcript is spliced from 2 exons. Gene Ontology annotation, biological process: TORC2 signaling.
AUGGCGUCGCAACGUAGAGACUCGGCCCCGCGCGGAGACGGCAGCUUGGCAGCCAUCUGCACGCUUAUUGAGCGCAGCAAUCUGGACCGCAAGUCCAAGCUCGACAGCACUGGCCGCGUCUGCUACGAGCUCAAAAAUGACCCGCUGCUACUGGACUCGUUUCCAAUGGACCGACUCAUGAAGGCCAUGCGUCGUCUGGUUUGCGACUCGGACACAUCAACGCGCGCGGGAGCGCUCAGGGCGCUGCGUUACGCCAUCAGCAGUAGUGCUAGCAUCAAGUAUUUCGUGGAUCUCAACUUGCCCGUCUUCGUGGUUCGCUCUUUAGAACGUGAGCAAAAGCAUUUAGCAGAACGUGUCCAGGCUCUCAAGGUAGUGCGACGGAUCAUGGAGAUCGACGCGGCUCAGAUGCCGACAGGUCUCGUGACCUCGUUGACGGCCAUUGCAGGGCACAAGGACGAUAAUAUGCGUCGUGUGUGCUUGGAGACGCUACGAGAGUUAUCACUGCUGAAUGUAGAGGUCGUGGCUGAGGCUAAUGGCACUAAAACCUUGGUGGAUGCCAUUCUGGAGCCGUCGUUCCAGGACCUUGCAGACUCGCUGCUUAUGACAUUGCUUGUCAUCCUAAAUGAGCCGUCGACUCGCAAGUUUAUUGAGCCUUUCGUGGAUUCACAAGUGCUAUUGGCUCCAUUCACAGAUACUGACUUACCAGCGGGUAACGAGAGGAGACAGCGAUGGAUGGCCAGUCGCAACGCCAUUGUGACGAUGAUGCGAUCCUGGACAGGAAUGGUGGUGCUGACGAGCAAUCCGCAGGGUUUACAGUCACUGAUUCAGCUAUUAGUGAAACCUGUGGGCGAGGACGUGCAGAAGGCAGUUCUGUCCACUAUCUGCGAGAUUUUUUACAAGAAAACCAGCUUCGACAAGUCAGCCACCGACGCUGCAGACACACCUGCUCUUCCCGUGAGUCUGUCGAGUGCAGAGCAAUUGCCACUUGCAGUGAACCACAAUCUACUGGACAACUACACAGUAAUCAUUCUUCUCGCUAUGAUCCAUUGUGGGAUCCUUGAAGCGCUGGUGACUUUAGGAACGGGACCGUCUCGAGCUUUGGCAGAGCCAGCAAUCGACCUACUGGCUGACAUAUUGCGGAUGGCUUCUCGUUUGCUGCCUGACCAGCACUGUGCGUCAUUGCUCGCACUCCCGCGACUAGUAUCGUCGACGUCGCUGACCACAACAACCACAAUGUCCCUCGGUGACCAUGCAAAGAGUCUGUUAGAGCGUCUACAACGCGAAAAAUCGAUCCGAGCUAGUGAGAUGCUGGGCGAGCUGGCUAACGCUGUAGGUGCCAACUCCGGCAGUAUUGCUACGCGUGGUGUAUCGUUGGUCUCGUACGGCGGCAGCGGUGUUAACGGCGUGCAGCUAGCGUCCGAGCUUCUUCGUGAUACGAAUCGCCCAUCAAAUCUCCUGGCUCUGCAGCAAAUUGCAGGUGUAGUGCGUCUCCCGUCAUCUAGUGGUGGUGUUGGUAUUGCUGGAACUGGCGGUGGCUCUGCGUCUUAUGCUGUUGCGCCUCCUUCAACACAACGCGGAACGAAGAACGCAACGGCGCUCCUAAAAGACAGCUUGACAUCACGAGAGCUGAUGGUUCUCGAGCUUAAGCAAUCUCUCGAUGCACAGAUGGAUGACAGUACAUUUAAAGACAUGCUGCACAACCGCUCGCGCGUACUGACGGACAAGAACUACAAGAACUGGAACUGGGAUAUCAUUGCCGAAAUGCUCGAAGGUCCACUGACAAACCCGCAGCGACUUUCGGAGGCAAUGAAGACCAAGUUCUUCAAGCGUCUCUCAGGCUUUUUCCGUUGUGAUCAAGGCAACAAGGGCUAUUUCUCGAACCUGUACUGGAUUCCGGAUCACGUGCCGUACUUGCGUCCAGCUUGUCAGAUGUAUACGCUUUUGUUGAAUCAUCCCGAAGGUUUACUCUUCCUGAAGACCGACAGACGUGGUCAACUGCUUACCGAGAUUUCGUCAGCUCUUGAGCUGGAGGCACGCCCAGAGGCUGCUAUCGUGGAGUCCCAUAUUGGCGUCUUGAAGGCUCGCAUGUUUUCACCUGACUAUGUAUCGCGUCGAAUGUUGCGCGAGUAUUUCACGCUUCUGGGACUGAUGAGCUCGAGCAAGGAAGGUCUUAAGAUGAUGGAGCAGUCCAAUCUAUUUCAGCGACUGUACGUCAUGGGCACAACUAAGGGCCACGAUUUCCUGUGUCGUCUUAUUCUAGCCAACUUGGACUACUCGGUUGAUGGCAGUUCCCGUAAGCUGCUCCAGUCGUGGAUGAUGGAAGGUUCCAAGGCGCUGCGUCUGUAUGCAACAUGCUUGCUGCGUGCUCUGCUGCGUUCUGAGGUGGCAGACUUUGAUAAGUGGGGUGUCGACGCACUGGUGACGCAACUCACACAAGAGGAGGAGGUUGCUAAGGCUGCGUUGAGUGUUCUGGAAGAGGCCGCUGAGACCCCUGCAUGUCUUCUUGCUAUGAUUUUGAAGCGUCCAACCAAGUUGAUCCAGCUCAAGGACAAACGUGCCGAGUCUCUGCUUCUCAAGUCGCUUUCGCUAGCUGAGGGACUCAACUUUUUGCGUGAGACAGGCGACUGGAUCUCACGUACACUUGCCGCUUGGCGUCGUGAGAAGCACAUUUCAUACGUGCAUGCCGUGGAGCACGCGCUAUUCCGUGGCUUACAUCGCGAUGCAGCAGGCCGAGAACGUGGUGCAAGCGGUGGCUCAACUAGCACACGCCAAACGUGCUCUCCUACUCCCAUCCCGGUGAAUGUGCCCAUGAAGCGAGGUGGUGGCGUCGGACUUAAGCCUCCUAGUGGUGGGAGCAGCCAACGCUCCUUGUGGGGACUGGAUUGGCUCUAUCGUAUGCCGUGGAACAUGGAGGUGAAGAUUGUGGGACCUCCAGGAAGCGGCCCUCCGUCGAAUCUCAUCUUGGAGACGUAUAUCGAUGGCGCGAUGCGUGACGAGGAUGAUGGUACCAGUAUCGACGAUGAGCUUCGUAUGAACUCCAUCCGCGUCAAGGGAAUCGUUGUCGAUGCACGUAAUAUGCCUCAACCUGUGGUCGUGAACUCACAGCAGACAUUGCAAGCGUGCCUGUUCUUGGGCACGCAACCAGUAGACCGACGUGGCUUUACGAAGCCGCCACCGCAGAGCAAUGGAGGCUUCGUGUCCACAAGCGCAUCUGCAUCGGGCGGUGGCUCUGCUCUUUCAAGCGACACCCAGCAGAAGAUGCUGCGUGCACGUUCAGCGUCCAACUCGACUACUGGGAAUAUGGACCGCAGCUCGGAGACGAUGAUGUCUGCGUCGCUGGACUUUGCCGAUACUGGUGCGUCUUCGGUCGACGCAGCGAAGGAAGAAAAUAAGGAUUGGAGUUCGUGUCAGCCCGAGCAGCGGUCGCCGCAGUAUCUUACAGCGCCGGAGUGUUCACUAUGUGCCCCUGGAGAGCGUGCUGUGUGGAACUUCCGAGUGGAAAUGGACUCAGCAGCUGGCACCAACACCUCAAACGGAAGCGUGAAGCGUCUUAUGCUCAAGUCUGUGGAGUUCACACUGCAGCUACUUCCUCUUCGUCCGCGUACCGUACCAUUGCCAGUGCAUCUGUACGGUGAGUUAGCGAAGACCAGUGCUGGUUGCCAGAUUCUGCACUCCUCGGGCCAUUUACCAGAGUUCCUCGCCUGUCUUCGUGACGCUGCAAGCGUUCCUCUUGAAAAGCGCGCCGCUUUGUGGGCACUUGGUCACGUAUCAGCCACUCCACGCGGAUACGACCUGCUGAACCACUACGCUCAAGACUUUGUGGAGAUGAUCGUGAAGCUGGCUACUGAUUCCCCGCUCGUGUCCAUACGCGGAACGUGUUUCUUCGUGCUGGGUUUGCUAGCACGGUCACCUGCUGGUCAACGACACCUGGCUCGUCUUGGCUGGGAUGCUCCGCGUGAUGCAUCACGCACGUCCAUUGCUGUCCCGCAGAACUGCACGUCGCUCUUUAUGUGGCCACCGUCUGGCUCCUCAACGCCUUGUCCAUUGACGCAGACGCCUCGUGCUUCACCGCUUCAGCGACUAUUAAUCCGCAGACGUGACAAAAUGCCCAAUGAGUGGCGCGAAGUACUGCGUUUUGUUGCAGAUCUGAGCAACCACAUCACUCAGAAGGAGGCACAUGCUUCGCUUAACAAGCUGCGCUCAUCGAAACCCGAGUUAUUCGAAGAACCUGUGCUGCUAAUGUAUGUGCAUGCACUACUGGAGAAGUACAGCUACCGCUUGGCUCUACGUCAGUUCGUACUCAACGCUUUCGACCGAGCAACAUUGACAGAUGAGGUGCUGGAUACGUUGCGUAUUGAAGACGAAGAGGAGCAGGGACAAACGCGCCAACGUGUGCCAACCGGUCGAGAGCUACGGCGCCGUCGCUCUUCGCCUUCGAUCCCGUCAUUUACUUCCUCAGUUCAAUCACUGAACGCUGCCAUGCAGGCGACAUCAAGUGUCUCUCGUCUGUCUUCUAUGCAGAAUGUAUUGAGCACUGGAGGCAACAUGGGCGACCAGCGCUCGACGAUGCGGCUGAACGCUUACAACGACCCCAUCGACCGUACGGUAUUGCUUAAGCGCAACCGCAAACGUUUAGCUUUCUCCGAGAAGACGAUCGUUGUUGGAGCUCCUGAAGCUGUUGUGUAG